Messenger RNA from Nicotiana attenuata, 678 nucleotides. RefSeq lists its product as uncharacterized. The transcript has a single exon. Lineage: Eukaryota; Viridiplantae; Streptophyta; Magnoliopsida; Solanales; Solanaceae. The record is from RefSeq and is a predicted model, not a curated record. The coding region runs from base 1 to 678 and encodes 225 amino acids.
AUGUAUCAGAGACUUAUAGGGAGACUCUUGUAUUUGGAAAUCACAAGGCCAGAUAUUUCAUAUACAGUCCAAGUUCUCAGUCAAUUUAUGAAUGCACCAAAACAGUCUCAUUAUGAUGCAGCAUUGAGGGUAGUGAAAUAUAUCAAGAAUUGUCUAGGACAAGGUUUGUUAAUGAGUAGCAAACAGAGUAGGAAGGUAUCUGCAUUUUGUGAUGCAGAUUGGGCAUCCUGCUCAGUGACAAAGAAGUCUGUUACAAGCUUUUGCAUGAAACCCGGAGACUCCAUGAUUUCUUGGAAAUCCAAGAAACAGAGGACUGUUUCAAGAAGUUCAGCAGAUGUUGAGUAUAGAAGCAUGGCAAGCACUAUGGCUGAGUUAACUUGGAUACAUGGACUGCUGGAAGAACUAGGAAUGCAAGUUGAUUUGCCUAUGGAGUUGUACUGUGAUAACAAAGCAGCUAUACAGAUUGCUUCAAAUCCAAUGUAUCAUGAGCGCACAAAGCACAUAGAGAUUGACUGCCACUUCAUUCGAGAAAGACUACAACAGGGCAUGAUUAAAACAUCUUAUGUUCCCAGUAAAGAUCAAAUUGCAGAUAUACUAACCAAGGCACUUGGAAAACAGCUACAUAAUGAGAUGGUUUGCAAGUUGGGGAUAAUCAACAUUUUUCAUCACCCAACUUGA